GUGCCAGAGUUAUUUUUUUAAUCUUCCUCUAGAUAAUAUAAUGUCAGUCUUCGAAGGCAAAGUAAUAAUUGUAACUGGUGCCAGCUCUGGCAUUGGAGCAGGUGCUGCCAUCCACCUGGCGAGUCUCGGUGGACUCUUGGUAGUUGUGGGACGCAAUGUGGAAAAGUUGAAGGAGACCGCUGACGGUAUUCUUGCCGCUGGGGGUGCUCCGGCGUUGCAGCUGCAGGCCGAGAUGACCAAGGAGGCGGAUGUGGAGAAGAUAAUUACAGCUACCCUGGAGAAGCACGGUCGCAUCGAUGUACUGAUCAACAAUGCGGGCAUUUUGGAGACUGGAUCCAUUGAGAAUACCAGUCUGGAGCAAUUCGAUCGUCUGAUGAACACCAACGUGCGUGCCAUGUACCAGCUCACCAUGCUGGCCACUCCCGAGCUGAUUAAAACCAAAGGAAACAUUGUGAACGUGUCCAGUGUGUGUGGCGUACGUGCAUUUCCCGGUGUCUUGGCCUACAAUGUGUCCAAGGCCGCUGUGGAUCAGUUCACAGCCUGCGUUGCCCUAGAACUGGCACCCAAGGGCGUGCGCGUCAAUGCCGUCAACCCCGGCGUAAUUAUCACCGAGAUACACAAGCGCGGCGGCAUGGAUGAGACAACUUAUGCAAAGUUCCUGGAACAUUGUAAGGUCACCCACGCUCUGGGCCGCCCUGGCGAGGUAAAGGAGGUGGCAGCGGCCAUUGCAUUCCUAGCCAGCGACGCAGCCAGCUUCACGACUGGAAUAAGUCUUCCCGUGGACGGCGGCCGACAUGCCAUGUGCCCCCGCUAGCGGGAAAUACGAAGAAUUUAUGGCAUACACCUCACAUUAAUAUAUUUAUGCAAAUUAAAUGUUUGUUACACUAUA
Molecule: messenger RNA, 889 nt
Organism: Drosophila guanche
Lineage: Eukaryota; Metazoa; Arthropoda; Insecta; Diptera; Drosophilidae
Exons: 1
Coding region: 41-814 (257 amino acids)
Molecular function (GO): oxidoreductase activity
Source: RefSeq, a predicted model, not a curated record